AUGGCAGAACCGCCCCCCUUCCUCCGAGGUCCAAUGUACUCCACCUACUCCGAGCUCAGAGAAUGGAAGCUCCGGAUGAAAAAGGCCGGCCUGAACCCUGCAACUCCAAUCCCCGUACAAGCGAAACAAUCCGCCGCCGGAAGCUCGAGUGGAGAGCAAGCCGUCGAAUUCAGGAAGGAGAACAGAAAGGCGUCUCCUUUGGUGAACAAACGCUUCGAGCCGUCGAAAAUGGCUCCGCCGCCGACGGAGAUGAGGAGGGCGGGGAGCGUAACGGCGGGGAAGAGGGAGGAGAAGGGAGGCGGAGUGCCUCGCGGUGGCAGUGUACGUGCUGAUGAUCUAGCUGUUAUGAGAAAUUUCUGCAGCUAUCAGGAACAGGGGACGAGGAAUGUGGAGGAGGGGAAGGGACGGAGGGAGGAGAGGAAGGGAAUAUUUGGGAAGACCUUUACUGGUUUCCGGCGAUCGACGGCGAAAGCCGCCGGCUGGUUAGGAUGA
Molecule: messenger RNA, 492 nt
Organism: Phalaenopsis equestris
Lineage: Eukaryota; Viridiplantae; Streptophyta; Magnoliopsida; Asparagales; Orchidaceae
Exons: 1
Coding region: 1-492 (163 amino acids)
Source: RefSeq, a predicted model, not a curated record